Chlamydomonas reinhardtii is the source of this 5288-nucleotide messenger RNA. RefSeq lists its product as uncharacterized. The record is from RefSeq and is a predicted model, not a curated record. The transcript has 4 exons. Bases 246 to 3944 code for a protein of 1232 amino acids. NCBI's taxonomy places the organism in Eukaryota, Viridiplantae, Chlorophyta, Chlorophyceae, Chlamydomonadales, Chlamydomonadaceae.
CAGCAAUGGGAGACGAGCGACCGACAGCCAAACGGGUCUUGGAGGUGCUGGAUAGCGCUGGUCUGGACGCCGAAAUCUGGUCGCCUGAAACGUGGCAAGCUAUGGCUUGUCUGACACAGAGCAUUUCCGGAGGACAAUGGGCUAGCAUCGAAAACAAAGGCAAUCUCCACCGACUCCUCCAAAGCCUAUUGGCGGUCCUCGGUUUCCUAGCAUCGCAUGGUAGCGGUCCUUCAGCUGGAGCUCCCAUGGAGGAGGAGGAUGCCGAGCAAACCGCCGCACAAACCGGCCCCUCCCCCACGCCUCACUCUGGCAAUCGCGCUCAACGCUGCGAUUUGACCCUUCCCUGCGCCAUCAACGCCUUGCGCGCGCUGGACGACUUCUUUUACGCGGCGGCGCCCCGCGAGGACGCAGAUGACGCGCUCGGCGCGAAGCAGGACGGCGCGCUAGUAGCAACCGCCCGGUGUGUGGCGCUUGCGCUGGUGCGGGCGGGUGUGGUGGAGCUGUGUGCCCGUGUGCAUGCGGCUCGGUCUCCUCCGCGCAGCUGUGAGUGGCUGCGCCUGCUCGGCUCAUGCUCAACGCUCCUGGCUGGCAUGCACGCCGUCGCGCUUGCGGCUGAGCAGGAGGUGCACGCUGCGCCCGGCGGCGCCAGCGGCAGUGGCAGCCGCAGCGGCAGCGGCAGUGCAGCCGCCGGGCCGCCGUCAGGAGCGCCCGCGCCGCUGCUGCUGACGCCCGACGGCCGCCACGCCGCCCUGGCUGUGGAGCUGCUGGCGGCGGUGCGGCGCAGUGCGGUGCUGGAGCACGCCUCGCGGGAGGCGCGGCAGCUGUCGGGGGACGAGUGGAACUGGCGGCAGCGGCGGCAGCAGCAGAACUCAGGUUCUGAGACGGCAGCGCCCCCGCCGUUCGCAAUCGAAGACGCGGAGGAGGCGAUAGUGGACCCGGUUCAUGGCAUGUUGUGGAACAUCCUGUCCUUGCUCCAAGCGCACGUCAGCUUGGCGGAGCUGGCGGAAGGGGAUGGGCAUCCACGGCUGGGCCACGCCGCGGACUUCUUGAUGGCGGCACACGUGGUGACGCAGUUGGCCGUGGCGGAGGCGGACGCAUGCUAUUCCGCGCCGCGCCGCAUGCGCGCCGCGGACCCGUCCUCCGCCGCCGGCCCUGCACUGCUUGGCGCUGGGUCCGGGCCUGUCGCUGCUGGCGCUGGCGCUGGCGCUGGCGCUGGCGCUGGCGCUGGUGCUGGUGCUGGUGCUGCGGCGGCGGCAACUGCUGCAACGGCGGCGGCGCAGGCGCCGCAGUUGUACGGUCUGCGGCUCGAGCAGCUGCCGCUGCCGGUGCUGCGCCGGAUGGUUGACAGCAGUUUGGAGGGGGCGCACGAGGAGGCCUGCACGGUGCUGGACGAUGUUUACUUGGCGAACACGAUUGCGCGCUGGGCCAUGAGCUUGCACCUCCGCAUAGACGGGCUGCAGCAGUCGCAGGUGCAGACGCAGACACAAAGGCAGCCGCAGGCGCAGACACAAAGGCAGCCGCAGCUGCUUAGCAACAGUGCGAAGCAGGUGUUGGCGUUGCGGGCGGCGCGGGUGACGCUGCAGCGCUGGCGCGGGUACCUGGGAGUGCUGCACCCGCCCGCGUGCGCCCAGGGUGCUGCCGCCAGGAGCGCUGCCGGGGGAGGUAGAAGUCAAAGCGUGCCUCGCAUUUCAGGAUCGCCUACAGCUGGGGGCGCUGCCGGCGGCGCUGCCGGCGCGGGUGGGCCAGGCAGCAGCGGGACGGCGGCGGCAGCUAGCGCUGGCAGCGCAGGCGCGGUUGCAGCAACACAGCAGCCGCUGGCGGCCAAGCCCGCCAAGCCGCUGACGCAGAAGCAGCUGCGGCAGCAGGCGGCCGCGGCAGCCAAGCAGCACCAGGCAGCCGCAACCAAGCAGGCUGCGGCUGCUGCGGAGCAGCGGCGAGAGGAAAAGCGGCGGGAAGCGGCGGAGGCGGUGGCAGCUGCGCGGCGCGGCGCGAGGCUGAAGGCGUACCGGCUGGGCGGCAUUACACGUGAUGCCUGCUCGGACCUGUUCAUCAAUUGCCUGUCAUAUCUGCAGUGCGCAGAUGGAUACCGCUGGCGUGCUGCCGCCAAUAAGGAUUCCGAACGCCUGGCGUCGGCUGCGACGGGGCAACAGGCGCGCUUCCUGGCCCUGCUGCAUUCCGCCCCACAGCCAGCUCCGCCUCCAGUGCCUGCAAUGGCAGAAGCAGCAGGAGCAAAAGCAGCGGUAGCACCCGCGGUCGACGUGAUGCAGGAGGAGGGGUGGCGGGUAAUCAUUGACUGUCUGCGGCUCUUGGUGGAUGACGCAGACAGCCUCUGGAGCGAGGACGCCCUGGUGACCGGCGUGCUGCAGGCAGCGCUGCUUGCUGCCUGCGCGGACGACCGGGCCCUGGACAGAAACGCCCGGGCCCUGCGCAGUACCCGCCUCGGGCCCGGGUCCAAGCCUGGGCCUGGGCGCACAGAGGCCGCCGCUGACGGCGGCCAGGCCACAAAGCCGCAGCCGCAGCCGCAGGGCCUAGACUCAGAGCAGCAGCGCCGUAGCGCGGCCGCCGCCGCCCUGCUCGCCGCCCAGCGCGCCAGCCUGUACCGCGGCCUAAGCCUGGGGCUGCUGCCGGCGCUGGAGGCGCUGGUUCGGGCGAUUGGCCGGGAGUGCCUGUCACAGCGCCUGGUCAGGCCCGGCGGUGGAAAGACCCUUCCGCGCUUGGCCAUGCCGGGCGUCUUUCCGGAGUGGGCGGCGGUCGAGCACCUGUUGCUGGCGGCGCCGGUGCAUCAGGCCGCGGGCUACUUGGUCAGCGCCGCCAAGCUCACUCGGUCGUUGAUGACCUCGGCAUUCUCCUCGAGGUCAAAAUUGGUGCACCAGGAUUUUGCGGCCGUCACCGCGGAGGCGUCCGCGUCGGCUGUUGAUUACGCGAUGCAGCUGCGGGUGCCGCUGAGCGUGCUGUGCGUCAUGCGGGCGGGCUGCAGCAGCAGCAGCAGCAGCAGCAGCGGCGGCUGCGGCGCUGCCGGCGGUGUCCACAGUGGCAGCGCUGCUAGCAGUAGGAGGAACAGCACUAGCAGCGCUAGCACAAGCGCGGCAGCGGCAGCAGCAGCUCUACCGCAACAGCACCAGCACGAGCACCUCCAGCAGCAGCACCAGCAGCAGCGGCGUGUGGAGCUGGUUUCGCUACUAGUCGCGUCAUGGCUGCCGAUGUCUACCACGAACUGGCUGGAGGCAGCGGAGUCCGACGUCUUCCUGACGGCGCCGCGCUCCGUCGACCUGGCCGUGGGCCUGGCGAUGUGCGUGCUGGACUGGGUGCCGGUGCUGGUGACGGCACGACAGCUGGCGCUAGAGCGCGGCGACACCAAGGCCGCGGAGGAGUGGAGGAGUUUCAUCCUGAUGGACAUCCAGCCGGUGCGUUCCAUGGCCGCCGCCGUCACUGCCCGGCGCCGCCAGCUGGCUGCGGUGGAGGGGCCGCGCAUGGCGCGCGCAGCAGAGGCGCUGUGGGCAGGGCUGCCCGCUGACUGCGCCCCGCUGCGCAACGGCAACGCGGAAUGGGACCUGGUGCAGCAGCACUUACCUCUGGCUACGCGUGUGCGGCUGGAGCGGCUGCGGGAUCAGGGCGAGGCGGGCGAGGCGGCACGCGCGGUGGUCCUGGCGGCGCUGCGCGCCGGCAGCAGCAGCAGCGGCGGCGUCGAGGAGGGGCGGGGCGACCGGGAGGGCGCCGCCUGUGCCUGGCGUGAGCCGGUGGUGGCGGAGGACGCGGCGCUGUUGCUGUCGCCGGCCGAGGUGCGGCGGCGGCUGGGGCUGUGCGCCCACCGGGGCUGCAGGGACCUGCGGGGAGGCAGCGAGGCGUGCGUGCGGCUGACGGUGGCGUGUCCGGGUUGCGGCACCCUGCGGUACUGCAGCACGGAGUGUGGGGCGAGGCGCCCGGCGGACAUGAGCUGCUGCUGAGGCGCUGGCUGCAGUCCAGAUGGCUGCCACCUCCGCUGUUUGGCCUGGCCUGGCCCGCCCGUGAGUGGUGAAUGCAUCUCCUGUGCUGAAAGUUAAGUUAGCUCUGUGAAGACGGUGGCUUUUGGCUGCACCCUGGUGGAUGUGGCGGGGUGUGGGUGGGAGGUGGGCGUGUUGGGCAGCCCUUGCAUGGGCGGUGGAUGUUGGGUAGGGGCCAUGAUAAAUGCGCGAAAGUCGCGCGCGCGGCUGUAGGCUGCAGCGGCCUGGCUGUGAGGAGGAGGAGGCGGGACCGAGGAGGAGCGAGGUGGUCGUGGCGGUUGGCGGGGUGUAGCGGAAAAGGUUGGAUGAUUGCGGCAAGGAGUACGGUAUGGUUUGGGCCGUUGGGGGCUUUUGAAGUCGGGAAGAGGCGCUCGAGAGCUGAGCCAGUGAGCGGUGCCUGAGUGGCGUGGUCGCCGGCUUGCACUUGCCAUGCCUGGCCGUGUAAGGGACAGGUGCUCCUCGACCUGACCUCGCAGACAGUCAUUCCCGAUACAUCGUGCCGUGACCGUGCGCACAGCCCCAUACACGUUUUGAAGGUGUGGAACGCCGCCGUGUGAGCGACGCGACUGCCGCUGCCGCGCUGCGUCUGUGGCCCUGGGCACCCGCUCCACACCACACCACCGGGCGGAGGCAGAGAGGGCGUGGGCAUGUGGGCUGGGCAGGCUAGGGGCUCGCGGCUGCAUGCAUGCGCGGCGGGCGCUUGCCGGUGGCGCUGUGGGCUGUCGCUGAGACGCUGACGCCGCCACGCUGGAGGAUGAGGCGAGGAGCCCUUCUCUCUUCAGCACAGCUGCAGCAGUCCCAUUGCAGCCAGACAGCCUUUCACACGGGUCUGCGUGGUGGACGGCGAUUUGAGUGGCGCCGGUGCGCCCUACCCCUGAUGCUGGUCAGCUGGUGGCCUUGCAGAUUUGGAUGCUGGUUGCAGGCCGAGUUGCACCCCCCCCCCCUCCCCUGGCUGUGAGCUUGUCGUGAAGUGUCAUAAUGGAAGAGGAGGUGGAGUGAUGGCACCUAGUAACAUGUUCGGUAUGGCGGGAGGAGCGUCCUAUGGGAGCAAGCCUACUAGAGCUAGAGUAGGCCGACGGCGCUGCAGGCGGCACGCCCCUGGGGUCCAGAGCAGGGUGUUCGUUCUCCACGUCACUGGCUCGUGAACUGCGUCAGCAGGUCCCUCUUGUAACCAAUGCAAUCUUGUCGUGAAGUGGUGAUGCCUCACCGCCCCCUCCCGCUUGCCUCUCGGCCCUCAGCCAUGCGGGGGGGGGGGAGGGACGCCCUCCCCCUGCAUCCCCCUCCCCUGCUCUGUAAAUUGACCCACGU